This is a messenger RNA of Rana temporaria (common frog), 3534 nucleotides long. RefSeq names its product integrin subunit alpha E (gene ITGAE). Gene Ontology annotation, biological process: integrin-mediated signaling pathway; cell-cell adhesion; cell-matrix adhesion. Bases 162 to 3437 code for a protein of 1091 amino acids. The record is from RefSeq and is a predicted model, not a curated record. The transcript has 28 exons. Gene Ontology annotation, molecular function: integrin binding. Gene Ontology annotation, cellular component: integrin complex; external side of plasma membrane. NCBI's taxonomy places the organism in Eukaryota, Metazoa, Chordata, Amphibia, Anura, Ranidae.
UUCCUCUAAUCUAGUAGUGAAAGAGUGGUUACUGGGAAGAACACAGUAGAAUACAGCAGACACGGACACGCCACAAGCCUCAGAAAGCUGCAUUGCAAAGUCGUUUCCCACCCCUGACUCUUCUCCGAAGAGAGUCUCUGAAUACUACACACAGUACAACGAUGGAUCUACAAUGGAAUGAUUGGUCUGGGCCCACUGGAACCAUCUGGACUGGAUCACAAACAGGAUGCUUCAUUUUUUUACUGCUUCUGGUCCCUUCUGGAUGCUUCAAUAUUGACACAGGAAAGAUUUGGAGUUAUAAUGCGGGACAAAAGUCCCUCUUUGGACAGAGUGUGAUGCAGUACAAGGAAAAUUCAGAGAAAGGAGUUUAUGUUGUUUCACCGCUAAAAGAAUUUGGGAAGAGGACAUUUGAAGGGAUAUUUAAAUGUGCACUAAAUAAUGGUGAUCUAGACUGCACAAUAGACAACAUUCUAUCAGCGACAGGGCAAGGUUUUCCAUAUCCAACUGUGUCCCAAGCCAGAAGUUCAGAUAGCACUCUGACUUGUCAGCAGAUCAAGGCCCGCAAACAUGGAAGUACUACAGGUGAAUUAAAUGGAGUGUGCUCACUUCGUACUUAUGAAAAUGGGGAUGUUAGGAAUUUUACGUUUUCCAAUCUUGCAAAAACUGUGUAUAGUUUGGUGAUGGAGAAGAACAAGCCUAAUAACUUGAUGGGCAAAGCGGAAGCACUGAAUAAUAAUGAGAUCAGCAGUAACACAAUGGAAAUGAAGAAUGAUCCCAAGGAAAUGAAAAGCUCCAUUAAUGACAAUAGUAACAACAAUAACAACAACAAUGAUGAAGAUGAUGAAGGUGAGAUCAACAGUAACAUAAUGGAAAUGAAGACUGAUCUUGGGGAAAUGAAAAGCUCUAUUAAUGACAAUAGUAACAACAAUAAUAACAACAAUGAUGAAGACGAUGACGGUGGAACGGAGAUCGCCAUAGUCCUCGAUGGCUCAGGGAGCAUAGAACCCGAUGACUUCCAAAAGGCAAAGGAUUUUAUAUCAAAUCUGAUGACAAAAAUAUGGGAAAAAUGCUCUGAGUGUGAAUUUGCAGUUGUCCAGUAUGGAGACAUUAUCCAAACAGAAUUUGACAUUCAGGACAGCCGCAGGGACAGCAGCUACAUCCUACAUAAAGCUGAAGCUAUCAAACAAGUAGGAAAUGUGACAAAAACAGCAUCUGCCCUCCUCCAUGUCCUAGACAACAUCUUCAAUGAAACUCGUGGGUCUAAAGAAAGUGCCACUAAAAUAAUCUUAGUGCUGACAGAUGGAGAUAUAUUCAUGGAUCCUGUGAAUUUAACAACUGUCAUCAAUGACCAGAGGAUAAAAAACAUUGAACGAUUUAUUAUUGGGGUGGGUAAUGUAUUUAAUAAGACUACGGCCUAUAGUGAGCUUAAAAUGAUUGCCAGUGACGAAAAAGAUCAUGUCAUUAGAGUUGAUGACUAUUCAAAACUAGAUGGACUUCUUUCUGCCCUGCAGCAGAGAAUCAUUGGAAUAGAAGGUACCACGGGUGCUUCACUGGAGUUUGAUUUGGCACAAAUUGGACUUUCAGCCCAUAUAAAAGACAAGGAUACUGUGGUACUCGGAGCAGUUGGCGCUUUUGACUGGUCAGGUGGUUUGUUGCUUGCAAGCACAGAGCCAAACAAAGUCAAAUUUCUCAAUGAAUCCUCUGAAAAUGCAAAGAGAGCAGCUUAUGGAUAUUUAGGAUACAGUGUGACCACAGCAAGAGGAAAGCACACAUUCCUUUACAUAGCGGGUGCGCCACGGCACUCCAAUAUUGGAAAAGUCCUGGUCUUUGAGGAAGAUAUUACUACCUAUCACCUAGCUCAGAUUCUGGAUGGAGAGCAGGUUGGAUCAUACUUUGGCCAUCAACUGUGUGCCUUGGAUGUGAAGUCAAAUGGCAUUGUGGAUUUCCUCCUGGUGGGGGCGCCAUUCUACCAUGUCAAAGCAGAAGAAGGAAGAGUCUACGUUUAUAGGCUCAGCGAUGAGGGUAAAUUUGCUUUGGAAUUAAAACUAGAUCAGCAUCAGUAUUCAUAUGCAAGGUUUGGGUACUCUAUAGCUAAGAUUGGCGAUGUCAACCAAGAUGGAUACCAGGACUUUGCCAUAGGAGCACCUCUAGAAGGCUAUUUUGAAGAACCAGAAUCAUUUGGAAGUGUUUAUAUCUACAACAGCAAUGCACAUAGCAUUCACGCCACUCCUUCCCAGAGAAUAAGAGCUACUGACUGUAUGCAAAAGCUGCAAUUCUUUGGCCAGUCAGUAGAUGGCGGUCUAGAUCUUACCGAUGAUGGCUAUGCAGACAUAGCAGUUGGAUCCUUAGGAAAUGUUAUGGUACUUCGAUCUCGACCAGUAGUAAAAGCAAGGGCCUUUAUGAAAUUCCAGCCUGAAAAGAUUCCUCUUGUCUAUAACAAUAAAACUGUGAAUGCCACCUUGUGCUUUGAGAUUACACCUUUCAAGGAAAAAGAAUUUAAAAAGACACAUCUAAAUUAUGAACUGGACCUUGAUGUAUCCAUGAAGGAGAGAAGAAUUUCCUUCAAUACUGAAACUUCUAGCAGCGGAAAACUCUACCUUUUAAGUAGCAAAUGUACACAGCCCAUUACAUUGACAGUAUUGCCUUGUAUUUAUGACUGUUUCAGCAACAUUGUGAUCGAGGUCUUCUACACCAUGACAGCCACCGAGCAAAACCGAGAUCUCCCAUCACCUGUACUGGACUUCUAUGACACAAAUUACGCCUCUGUGGAGCUACCAUAUGAAAAGGACUGCAAUAACAAGACAGAAUGCAUUCCAAGAUUACAUCUGACCACAGUGAUGUCUAGGCAGGAACUCAUUGUUGGAUACACCAAAGACCUAACGAUGACGCUUGGACUUGAAAAUACUGGGGAUGAUUCAUACAUGACAAACGUAACUUUAAUAUAUCCCAAGAAUCUGCAAUUUAAAACAAUUAAACCGGCUAACAAUCCCAGUAUUAAAUGCUAUGAACAGAAAAUUCCUAAUUCAUAUAACUCCACAUUGAACUGUACUAUUCGACAUCCUGUGUUUAAAUCUGGUAAAGAGACAUUUGACGUCAUCUGGCAACUGAGUGAAGAAAGGUUUUCAGCAACUGAAGCAAUCAUUUAUUCUAGAGUUAGCAACAUGAAUGGUGUCCCUGCACCGGUGAUUCGGAAGACGACGCUCCCGGUGAAACACUUCUUAAACAUGGUUCUAACUGUGCAACCCAAUGCACAUUAUGUGAGGAUACCUCCUGAGCCAGACAACAUUAAGAAAAUUGAUUACACUUUUAAUAUCAAUGGAGAGAAUCAAUAUGACGCUGAACUUAGCUUAGAGCUGCAGAUCCCCAUUACCCUGAAAAGUAAAGUUAUUUCAGAAAUAACUUUGACUGAGAAAACCCAGGUGAGUGCAAGAAAAUAGUAUUUUGACAACUCCUACAGCAACAUAUGAAGUUUCAGUUAGAGGGCUAUAGUCAAAAAGUGAUAAGCCAUAGCCGGACUUUCUUAUUAGAAAGCCC